AUGCGUCUCUCCAACUCUCUCGUCGUGGGUGUUGCGGCCGUUCUCCUCGCAAGCGGCAACGCUUUGGCUCCAGCCACGGGUGCCGGCCAGGCUACCGUUUCGAGGCUGGCGUCGUUGGAGUCGGGCAAUCAGAUUGAUGGCCUUGCCAAUGAGAACAAGAGGUCUCUGCGCGGCCGCGAAGCUGCGGACAACGAUGACGGCGCUGUCGACGAAGAGAGAUACCAGCAAUGGAAAAUCAUAUGUAGCAAGAAUUUGUGCGACUAUCCUGCGAUCGUACUUAAUCGAAGUGGUGUGUGA
Messenger RNA from Phytophthora sojae, 297 nucleotides. RefSeq lists its product as hypothetical. Bases 1 to 297 code for a protein of 98 amino acids. NCBI's taxonomy places the organism in Eukaryota, Oomycota, Peronosporomycetes, Peronosporales, Peronosporaceae. The record is from RefSeq and is a predicted model, not a curated record. The transcript has a single exon.